UCUGUACUGUGUGAUCUGCUUAUUUAAAAAAAGAUCAAAAUAAUGUUUUUAGUAAAAAUGAAAACAGAUCAUGUUGAAAAAGCUGAGAAGACGGGGAAAAAUGGUCCAAAAGAGAAAUGCGCCCUUUGUAAAACUCCUUGUGAAGUGUGCAUCAGAAAUAAGGAACUCGCAGAUAUUAUGGAAAAUCUGAAAGAUGAAGAUGUUCAACAUUAUAAAGAAAUGUUUCAAAUGUUUGACAAGGACGGAGAUGGAACUAUAUCUGUUAAAGAGUUGGGAACUGUUCUAAGAACUCUAGGAUUGAACCCCAGCGAAGAAGAGAUCAAUUUUAACGAGUUCUUCGCUAUGAUGAUGGCUGACUGAAGUAAUUUUAUUAACUUAUUUAUUUAUUUAAUUAUUUUCCAUUAGUUUAAUGUUGUAAUUAUCAGUCGUAAUUGUCAUAUCGUAAUAAAUGUCUUUAUUAUUCCA
Messenger RNA from Eurytemora carolleeae, 465 nucleotides. RefSeq names its product neo-calmodulin. Lineage: Eukaryota; Metazoa; Arthropoda; Copepoda; Calanoida; Temoridae. The record is from RefSeq and is a predicted model, not a curated record. Gene Ontology annotation, molecular function: calcium ion binding.